This is a messenger RNA of Uloborus diversus, 1691 nucleotides long. RefSeq lists its product as uncharacterized. Gene Ontology annotation, molecular function: protein-arginine N-methyltransferase activity. Gene Ontology annotation, biological process: peptidyl-arginine methylation. The record is from RefSeq and is a predicted model, not a curated record. Gene Ontology annotation, cellular component: nucleus. Bases 11 to 1624 code for a protein of 537 amino acids. The transcript has 11 exons. NCBI's taxonomy places the organism in Eukaryota, Metazoa, Arthropoda, Arachnida, Araneae, Uloboridae.
UUUAACCGCAAUGGAUUCGGUCGCGGAUGUAAACAAUUGUGCGUUAUCGGAGUCGAAUGCAAGAAUGGAUACUACAGAUAAUCAGUUUGAAGACUUAAGCUCCGGGAGUGAUGAUGAAUGGCUUGGCGUUGAAGAAGAAGUACCACUCACGUUGCAGACACUUUGUAUCUUCUGUCCUGAAAUAUUCAACAGUGCUGAACUCAUGUUCGAGCAUUGUCACUCACAGCAUAUAUUCGACAUAGUCACCUAUAGCAGAAGAAUGGGCUUGAAUUGCAUCAAUUACAUUAAGUUUAUUAAUUAUGUCAGGUCACAUACAUUGUCUUCAUCAGAGAUUAUGGAGUUUUCCAAAAAUACUGCUCCUUGGCUGAGAGAUAAAUAUAUGAAACCACAUGAUGCUUCUGAUCCAUUGUUGACAUUUGAUAUUGAAAGUUAUAUAAAGAAAAAGCUUUCUGAAAGGUCAGAUGCUGAUGACAACAUCACAAUGCCAUCUUCACAUUUUGAGUCUAUAUUGCAGAAACUUGCACGCAAGGAAAUGAAACUGCAGAAUGCUUAUGAUCGUAUUGACCGCAUGAAAGAAGCUGCCAAAACUGUCCUCCUAUGUCCCAAUCAGUCUUCCACUCCCAGUCAUACAACAUCUAAUAGUAGAAUGUCUGAAGAAUCAAGGUCUAAUGAUGAUGAUGAUCAUUACUUUAGCACCUAUGAUCAUUUUGCUAUUCAUCAUGAAAUGCUCCAGGAUGAUGUGAGGACUUUGUCAUAUCAAGAAGCAAUUUUGAAAAAUCCUGAAGUGUUUCAUCAGAAAAAAGUUCUUGACGUUGGUUGUGGAACAGCAAUCCUUUCCAUGUUUGCUGCUAAAGCAGGUGCAGCUGAAGUGAUGGGUGUUGAUAAGUCGGAUGUAAUAUUUCAGGCAAUGGAUAUUGUGAGAGAAAAUGGCUUUGACCCAGUCAUAAAUUUAUUCAGAGGUCGAGUUGAAGAUAUGCCUAUUCCAGAUGCAAAAGUCGAUGUCAUCGUAUCUGAAUGGAUGGGAUACUUUUUGCUCUUUGAGGGCAUGCUGGACAGUGUCAUUUAUGCUAGAGAUAAAUUUCUAGCUCCUGGUGGUCACAUGUUUCCUGACAGAUGUACCAUAUCUCUUCUUGCUGUGUGUGAUAUGGCAAAAUACAAACAAUAUGUUGAGUUCUGGAAUGAUGUGUAUGGGUUCAAGAUGUCUGCUAUGAAGAAGGAUGUCAUAAAGGAGGCAAAUGUUGAAGCUGUGAGUGCUGAAGUAGCAUGCAGUGAUCCAGUCAUAGUUAAAGAAUUAGACCUGACCUACUGUGCCGUGGAAGAUACAGAAUUUGUUUCACCUUUUGAGCUUGUUAUGACCAAGUCUUGCAAAGUUACUGCUAUUGUAGGAUAUUUUGACUCCUUUUUUGAAAGGGGUCUUAAGCAUAAGGUUCUUCUUUCUACCUCUCCAAAAGCUAAACAAACCCAUUGGAAGCAAACUAUGUUCCUGCUCCCUAAUCCUGUCGAAGUAAAUAAAGGGGAUUCAAUCGCAUGUAAAAUAACUUGCCGAAAAAACAGGAGAGAUCCUAGAAGUCUCAUAGUAAAAAUAAAUUUUGGCGAAAGCCAAAAUUUUUACUACCUUUCAUGAGUUUGUAUAAGUGUAUAAAUUAAUAAUGUACAUUCAUUUUUGUAUCUUAAAUAAAAAUAAACAAUUG